Wasmannia auropunctata (little fire ant) is the source of this 1596-nucleotide messenger RNA. Its product is annotated as actin cytoskeleton-regulatory complex protein PAN1-like. The record is from RefSeq and is a predicted model, not a curated record. The transcript has 3 exons. NCBI's taxonomy places the organism in Eukaryota, Metazoa, Arthropoda, Insecta, Hymenoptera, Formicidae. The annotation marks the transcript as partial.
AGGCAGUUGAUGGAGAAUUAUCGGGCGCUCGUAGAUGAGCUAGCGCAGGAAGAUUUGGACUUGCUGGCACAUGCCAGAUCGUGCUCGGUCAGUUCUAUUGCUACACCACCAAAUCAGACCCAGUAUAACACGACGAAUGACAACGCCAGACAGUUCGCGGAGAAUGUGAGGCACAAUAACGAAACGACAGUCGCCACGACGAGGCAAUACGAUGGCCAGAGACAGAGUUACAAUCCGGAACAACGGCAGAGUUACAACAAUGACGGCAGGCUGAGUAGAGCGAGCAGCUCCAGCUCCAGCGGAUGUUUAUCUGAUGGGGCACCGAGUAGUUGUGAGGUGGCUUUUGAAUGCGGUGAGUUUCCAACUGGCACGAUAAAACGGAAACCAUCUAUGAAUCCGAAGUUACCUCUCACAUCGAUUACGAGGCAAUUGAAGGAAGUCGGCGAAACCGUUCGAGACGAACCGGACUCUUGUCCGAGUCCAACGAGCUCGGGAUCUAGUACGCUAACUAGAAGGCACAGUCGUCGACGAAGUGGUACUGACUCCGACGGGUCCGGAACAUUGAAGAGACAUCAUAGAUCCGGAAACGCGACACCCGUCAGCCCGGUACCACCCGGCACGCCGGUGAGGGAGAGGGCGAGUCCUAUGGGAUACAGCAGAUCGGAGAGUCAAGAUUCGAAGACGCCGACGAGUCCGAUACAAGCGUGCAUGAUGGAUUCGAUUACUUCGCUGCCACCGCCACCAUCGCCGUCGAGAGUCGUCGAGGAAGUCGAAUCCGACAGCGAACCGCUUCCGCCGCCACCUCCCGAGAUGUUCCGAUCGAAUCUUUCGUUGGACUCUCUGCCACCGCCGCCGGCACCCGGCGAACUUCCGGUUUGCAACACGCCGGAGCUCACGGGCUCCUCGUUGAGUCUGGCGUCUCUGCCACCACCGCCCAGCCCGCUCGUCGGUGAAACCGGAACGAUACGUCGCGCUAGACCCAAGCAGUCCACCCCUACGAACUCUGUGACUCCCGAGAGCACGCCCACGCAUAAUCCCAAUCCUAGGUCACAAGCCAAUCAAAUAUAUACAAAUAAUAUCGCGCUGAACAGUAACUCGGUCCAAAAUUACAAUUCGAACGCGUCCCCGAACGCUCAUAACGUGAACAACACCGCCAAUUCAGUACCCUCCCCGCACAGUUCCUAUCCAGGAUCGACGGCAAGCACGCCGACCUACGCCCCGAACUCGCCUAAUUUCACAUCGCCACCACCCUUCGUGCCGCCACCGGCUUAUGGCACUCAGCCGCCAAUUACCAAUUCCCAGAGUCUCGGCCGGCAAAAUUCUAAGGUCGAAUCGAUAUAUCAGUCCGGUCAUCAUAACACGAUCCAGCCGAUCAGGCCGAAUCCCAACAUGGACACCGUCCGACGUAGCGCUAUGAAGCAAGGAACUGGCCAUUACGCAGCGCCGCCUUAUCUGGCCGAGUUAAAGGCCGCCUCCAGUCCGCAGCCGCAACGACGAGUGACCAUCCAGGAACCGCCGACGUCGCCCAAGUCAAAAACCGGAACUGGCAAGAAGAUCUCAUUCAAUCUGCCGCCCCAGCAGGAACCCGGCAGUCCC